Molecule: messenger RNA, 2342 nt
Organism: Scylla paramamosain (green mud crab)
Lineage: Eukaryota; Metazoa; Arthropoda; Malacostraca; Decapoda; Portunidae
Exons: 4
Coding region: 280-657 (125 amino acids)
Source: RefSeq, a predicted model, not a curated record
GCAGUGGCAGUCAGUGUUCCGUGGACCGCCAGUGGGAUCGGUCACGCACCCUUGCCUCCCGCCGCCGCCUGGCCACGCUCCCUCGCCGCCCCGCGCUCUGGCUGAGGGCAGCGUGCGGUGCCCGAAGGCGUGGUCUUGCAGGACCGAGGCUGCCGGAAUGAAGGACUAGCCAUAACUAAAGUCGUGCCACAAUAACUUAACUCUUACAUAUCUAAGUGACACAUAUCAAGACACGCUUCAAUCUUCCCCCUCGUGCCUUCCUGCGCCUCCAGAUUAAUCAUGAGAGAAAACGGGACGAGUAACCACCAGCGGCCCUGCAUUCACGUGAGGCCCGGAGCUGGGUGUGUCGAGGGGCUGCUCCCUGCCGUGUACGAGGCCGCCUUGGUACAUUCAGAGACGCACCACCACCGACCAAACCACAGCCUUCAGCCCGACCAGAGCACCUCGGCCAUCAUCUAUGUGUCGAUCGUGGUGGUGUUCUACGUGGUCAUCAUCGCUGUCCUGGUCGGCACCACGCUGCGACGCCGAGGCCUGGGCAGCGACGAGCCAGAAGACACGAAGCACCUCUUACUAUACGACGAGAAGACAGACUCCGUGACCACAACCCCUGCAGUUCCCACCUCCAAGAUUCACGAGGCUGGUCUCCUGACGGUGUGAGGCCGGGAUGAGGUGCAAAUUAACACGAGGAAAAGGAGCUGGAGAAUGAAGUUAGGAUAACGCAGGUGGUGGUGGUGGUGGUGGUGGAGAGGAGAGGAGAAGGUCGCGGUAAUAACAUGAGGAGAGAAAUAUAAUGAUCCUGUGGAGAAGAAGGGAAGGAAAAUGUAGAAGAUGGAGGAUGUGGUUAUUAUGUGAGAGGAUGAGGAUGGUGAUGGAAGGAGAAAGAAAAAAAACAAGAUGGAAGCGUGGUAACAUGAGAUAAUAGUGGAAGAAAUAGGGAGGAAGGUGAUGGAGACGACCAUGAUGACACUAAAAAGAGGAGAAAGGAGCAAAACGAAGACCUCUAUGAAAACAUAAGACAAUGAUUCUGAGACAACAAAGAAGGUGGGAGACGCAAAGGACGUAACAGCAGCACAAGAAGAGGAAGACGAUGAUGCUAGUGGAGGGAAGAGGAGGAGAAAGAGGAGGAUGAGGAGAGAAGGGGAAGGUUUAAAAGAUGCAAAUGGGGAGUUACGUGAGAGGUGAGUGAGAGGGAGAGGGAGAGGGAGAGGGAAAGGUUGGCUUGUGUCUCCCUGAUCCCGAGAGGAAGAGAAACUGUGAGGCCAGAGGAGGUAAUGGAUGAGAAAAGGAGAUUCUUGAGAGACACUUGACCCCCUUACAUCAGCCUCCCUCCUCGCCCCCUUCCCUCCCUCGCCUCCCGCCUCAUCACCCACCCGCCUUCCCCUCGCCUCAUAUACACGACGGGGGGACAACGGAGCCACGAUGAAGAGCCUUGAUCCUCGGAAGAUUAUACCUUGUUUUGGUCCGCCUCCUAGUGCUCCUCCUCCUCUUCAUCAUCAUCAUCAUCAUCUUCUUCUUCUUCUUCUUCUUCCUCCUCUUCCAGCUCUUCCUCUUUAUGCUAUCCCUACAUUUCGUCCUCGUCAUUCCAUCCUCCAUUCCUGCUAGUGUUUCUCCUCUUGCUCUUCCUCCUUCUUCUUCUUUUCAUCCUGCUUAUCCUUCUCUUUCUUCCAACUCCUCCUGCUGCUGUACAUCCUCCUCCUCCUCCUCCUCCUCCUCGUACUGCAUCUCCUACUCCCCCUACUCUUCCUUAUGUUCCUCCUCCUCAACCUCUUUUUUCUUUUUCUCUCUCCUGAAAAAACUCUUGCUGUAGUUCUUCUCCAUCCUCCUCCUCCUCUUCCUCCUCCUCCUCCUCCUCCUCCUCCUCCUCCUCCUCCUCCUCCUCCUCCUCCUCCUCCUCCUCCUCCUUGUUCUCCUCCUCCUCCUCCUUCUCCUCCUCCUUCUCCAGAGCCACCAGUAUACUCAACGCUACCAACCCAACAACCACCACCAUUAUUAGCACUACUGAAAAAGUUUUGCAACACACACACAAACAAACACACACACACACACACACACACACACACACACACACACACACACACACACACACACACAUUGCAACACACACACAAACAAACACACACACACACACACACACACACACACACACACACACACACACACACACACACACACACACACACACACACACACCGUUAAAGAAAAGAACCUCUACAUCCACACAGCGACUCCCCCGUAACAGAGAGAGAGAGAGAGAGAGAGAGAGAGAGAGAGAGAGAGAGAGAGAGAGAGAGAGAGAGAGAGAGAGAGAGAGAGAGAGAGAGAGAGAGAGAGAGAGAGAGAGA